AUGUUCGGCAUACUCGUGGCCUUAGCUGCAUCUACCAGAGCUGAGCAUCUACAAGGAUAUACCACGGACGAAGCAGAAAUCUCUGCCAAUACUGAGGUAACAGCGUGGUCUGCGGAUUUCACUCCAUUGGAGUCCUUUUUCUCCCAUGAGGUUGUCCUUGGGGAGGCGCAAAUGGCGCCACUCGUCAACCCUUCACCGAUAAGUCUGAUUCAAAGUGCCGCUGAUACACCUCGAGAAGAGGGUUCAGAAUUCGCAGCAGACGGUGGCGGACAACUACCAAGGGUGUCAGAGUCUGCUGGGGAGGGUGCUGCACAACCAGCUGGGGAUUCCUCUUCACGGCAAUCGCCGGCAACGGAAUUUGAGCAAGGUACUACGGUCCUGAGAGGAGUCACGAUAUCGGUCAGCACGUCCAUCAUUCAGGGGGCAAAGGUGGUCCAAGUUGCAGCAUUCAAACGGGGUGCCGCCGUUGCCGUCUUUAACCUUACUACGACAACAGCAGAAAAGACGAAGUUACUUCAGGACCUGUCCGCACUAGCUGCAAAUCCAGAAGCCCGGUUUGAUCUUACAUGGGAGGCCACUUCUCCCACAGCUGGAAAAUUGAAGCUGAGACUGGAAUCCAGUUACAAUGCUGCUGCUAGCAAGCCAUCGGUUACCUUUAAACUUAACUUCAAGCACGUGGUGGGUACCCGAGAGAGCGUCGACAGUGUAACUGCCACAAUUUCGAAGGAGACCCUGCUGCAAUUUAAAUCGCUCACGGAACUCAAAGACUGGCUGGCAGCAAACGCGCAUCCCCCCCUCCUCAGGCAAGGAGGGGCUUUCCAAAUAAUCCGGAUGAGGUUGGUUGGUGCGGAAAAGCAGCGGUUCGAGGUCCAAGGCGAGGAGCAGGCUCUGCAGUGGUUGCAAAAAGUCGCUGCAAGAAAAGAGCCUAUUUUGUCGGUGACUGGGGACCUGGAAAGGAACGCCACCAUUGAGAUUCCUUAUGUUGACGACCUCACUUGGCCGACUCUGCUGAAACUGAAGGGAUUGGUCGACGAGUCAGCAAAGGGACACACUUCCGUCAGUUCCUUUGCAGGGACACUACCUGGGUUAAAAACAGAAAGAUUUAGUGUGCCUACAACAUGGUUUGGGCUGUCACCCGAAGAGCAAUAUGAGCUCUGGGUAAAAGGACAGCAGCCUGGUGCUACUGGAGUCACCCCUGGCCAACUAAAUUUUUCAAGGCUUUUUGGCCCUGGGUACGCUUCUGGAGCCCCCCCAAUCCUUUUCUUUGAUCAUACUGGCCAGCCGUUCGGUGCAAAUAAGCAACCAGACAAUCUUUCCCUCUUUGGAACUCGUACGACUCCAGUGGAAAAGGUUCCCGACUACGUAGCGGGACAAUUUUCACCAGCGUUAGUGGCAAAGAUCGUUUUCCCUGGAGGAACUGCAGCUACCCACAUAAUUAGCCCAUUGCGCGAGUGGAACAAAAUAGAAAAACGCUACCCCGACUUGCGAGCGACUCUGGCUCCUAAAGAGCCUGAAAAGCACGGUGCUCUGCUGAGCUACGAAAUUCCAAUCACCAGACGAAACACAAUUGUAAUCAAGUCCCUUCUGAAGAAGGCACGUCAAACGGCGGAAUCUCCGAGUGGAUGCAACAUUAUUAACGCCAAAGGAUUAAGGUUCGAGACCAUAACUGGCGUAGCCAAUGUAAUUCAGCGUGAGCCGGAACUCAAGACGGCCAACAGACAGCAGCUUAACUUCAAGGGUUCUUCCGCCGAGUGCAGACGUCUAGGCGCCAUAUUUUCGGAGGCUCAUAGGAGAGGCGAAUCUCUUGCCCUCUAUUUUAGCGCAACGGUAGGCCUUUAA
Eimeria maxima is the source of this 1839-nucleotide messenger RNA. RefSeq lists its product as hypothetical. Lineage: Eukaryota; Apicomplexa; Conoidasida; Eucoccidiorida; Eimeriidae. The transcript has 8 exons. Bases 1 to 1839 code for a protein of 612 amino acids. The record is from RefSeq and is a predicted model, not a curated record.